Eriocheir sinensis (Chinese mitten crab) is the source of this 810-nucleotide messenger RNA. Its product is annotated as soluble scavenger receptor cysteine-rich domain-containing protein SSC5D-like. Bases 1 to 810 code for a protein of 269 amino acids. NCBI's taxonomy places the organism in Eukaryota, Metazoa, Arthropoda, Malacostraca, Decapoda, Varunidae. The record is from RefSeq and is a predicted model, not a curated record. The transcript has 4 exons.
AUGGCGCAAUGCCCCUCCUCCUCUACCCAGCCCACGCGGAGACUCGCCUCUAGGCCCCGCAGCUGUGCAGAUAUAGACGAAGAGGAAGUGAAACAUCUUAAACGUGAUUUGGAAAAGAGACGACACAGAACAACAGUCACAGGAGACUUGACAAGCAUGAAGCCACAAAGGAGCACAUCACCCCACACAGUCACACCAGGGAACAAGAGCACAUCACCCCACACAGCCACACCAGGGAACACGAGCACAUCAUCCUACACAGCCACACCAGGGAACAAGAGCACGUCAUCCCACACAGCCACACCAGGGAACACGAGCACAUCACCCCACACAGCCACACCAGGGAACAAGAGCACGUCAUCCCACACAGCCACACCAGGGAACACGAGCACAUCAUCCUACACAGCCACACCAGGGAACAAGAGCACAUCACCCCACACAGCCACACCAGGGAACACGAGCACGUCACCCCACACAGCCACACCAGGGAACAAGAGCACGUCAUCCCACACAGCCACACCAGGGAACACGAGCACAUCAUCCUACACAGCCACACCAGGGAACAAGAGCACGUCACCCCACACAGCCACACCAGGGAACAAGAGCACGUCACCCCACACAGCCACACCAGACACAGCCACACCAGGGAACAACAGCCACACCAGGGAACAAGAGCACGUCACCCCACACAGCCACACCAGGGAACAAGAGCACGUCACCCCACACAGCCACACCAGGGAACAAGAGCACGUCACCCCACACAGCCACACCAGGGAACAAGAGCACCCGCCUCUCCAGGGUGAUGAUUAA